UGCACAAAGACCUUCGCAAAGAAUCGCUCCUACAACCUCAAGACUCACUUGCGCUCCCACUCGCAGCUCAAGCCCUUUGCUUGUUCAAGCUGCCCUCGGGCCUUUUCCCGCAAGCACGAUCUGGAGCGCCACGCCCGUGUGCACUCGGGGGAUAAGCCGUACAUCUGUGAAGUCUGCGGGCGCGGAUUCCCCAGAUCGGAUGCGCUCAGGCGACACUGGAGA
Messenger RNA from Jaminaea rosea, 222 nucleotides. RefSeq lists its product as hypothetical. Gene Ontology annotation, molecular function: RNA polymerase II cis-regulatory region sequence-specific DNA binding; DNA-binding transcription factor activity, RNA polymerase II-specific. Gene Ontology annotation, cellular component: nucleus. Lineage: Eukaryota; Fungi; Basidiomycota; Exobasidiomycetes; Microstromatales. The record is from RefSeq and is a predicted model, not a curated record. The annotation marks the transcript as partial. The transcript has a single exon. Gene Ontology annotation, biological process: regulation of transcription by RNA polymerase II.